Tetrapisispora phaffii CBS 4417 is the source of this 5121-nucleotide messenger RNA. RefSeq names its product Rrp5p (gene RRP5). Gene Ontology annotation, biological process: rRNA processing. The transcript has a single exon. NCBI's taxonomy places the organism in Eukaryota, Fungi, Ascomycota, Saccharomycetes, Saccharomycetales, Saccharomycetaceae. Gene Ontology annotation, cellular component: nucleus; nucleolus; small-subunit processome. The record is from RefSeq and is a predicted model, not a curated record. The coding region runs from base 1 to 5121 and encodes 1706 amino acids. Gene Ontology annotation, molecular function: protein binding; RNA binding.
AUGUCUUCCAAGAAGGGACAAGUGAAAGGCGAUUUUCCGCUUUCUCGAGAAGAUGCCACCCAACAACCUUCCAAAUCUUCUUUGGUGUCUGGUGCUGAGGAGGUGUCGUUUCCAAGAGGUGGUGCGUCUGCUCUGACUUCAUUAGAGUUGAAACAAGUUUCCAAUGAGGCUGCUAAUGAUGUUCUAUUCGGUAACAAUGGUAAGAAGAAAAGAGAGAGUCCAUCCACAGGCUCUAAGAGUAAGAAGAGCAAUAAGAAAUCUAAGAAGGCUGAUGCUACUGAAUUAGAAUUGGUGGAUGAUGAAGAUGACGAAUUUGCUAUUAUACAGCAUGUUAAUUUCAAAAACCUGAAAGUCGGUUCACAAUUAUUAGGUCAAAUUAGUUCCAUAACUAGAAACGAUUUGCGUAUUUCUUUCACAGAUGGUAUCAAUGGUUAUGUACCAAUAACAAAUAUAUCUGAACAGAUUACUGAUAUUUUAACACAAAUUGACGAGGAAAUGGCGGACUCAAGCGAUGAUUCCGAUUCUGAUGAAGAAUACGAAUCAUCUGACGACAAAUCAGAAAAGAAAAAAUUAACAGAAAAACCAAACUUGAUUGACUUAUUCAAAGUAGGCCAAUGGUUAAGGUGUUCUGUAACGGAAAACACAGCUUUAGACGCCACUACCAAAAAGAAGCGUAGGCUGGAGUUAAGUAUUGAGCCUUCUGCUGUCAACACCUUUUCAGCAGACGAUUUGAAUAAAUUUUCUACAGUACAGUGUUCGGUGAAGAGUAUAGAAGAUCAUGGUGCCAUCUUAGAUUUAGGUAUCUCUAAUUUCACAGGUUUCAUCUCCAAAAAGGACAGCAAAACGUUCGACAAUUUAAAACCAGGUCAUGUUUUCUUGGCAAACAUUAUUAAUAAAUCUGAUAGAACAGUAACUGUUAACCAAGUCUUCAGUAAGAAAAAUAAAGUAUCACAUAUUUCCUCAAUUGAUUGCGUCGUUCCAGGUCAAUUAGUUGAGUUUUUAUCUGAAAAAAUUGGUGGUAAUGGUAUUUUUGGUAAAGCUUUCGGUUCAAUUGCUGGUUAUAUAACUGAUAUUCAUUUGGAGACAUUUUCUGAAGAAAAACUAAAAGAGAAAUUCCCAGUCGGUCAAAAUGUCCCGGCAAGAAUCAUUGCUAUUUUACCAAACAAGGAAGGUGACAAUGUGUUGCUUUUGUCUGCACAAACCCAUAUUAUCUCAUUAACCUCUGUGUUGUCUGAAAUUGAAAAUCUAGAAGCAUUCCCAAUUGGGUACACUUUUGACUCUGCCACAAUUAAGGGCCGUGACUCUAGUUUCUUAUACUUAACAUUAGAUAACGAAAGAGUAGGUCAAGUUCACAAUAAGAAUAUUGGUUCAGCCUUGGAAUCAGAAAAAAUAUCUGCUAGAGUUUUAGGUUAUACUUCAGUUGACAAUGCAUUCCAAUUAUCUACCGAUCCAGAAAUGUUGGCAAAGAAGUAUGUCAGAGCUAUUGAUAUUAAGAUCGGUGAAGUAUUAACAAAUUGUGAAAUUACAGCUGUGUCAACUGAAGGUAUUCAAUUAAAGCUUUUCGGUGGUCAAUUUACUGCUUUUGUUCCACCAUUACAUAUAUCUGAUACCAAAUUAGUUUACCCAGAAAGAAAAUUCAAAAUUGCCAGUAAGGUCAAAGGUAGAGUAUUGAAUGUUAAUGAUAGAGGUCAUAUUUUUGUCACUCUAAAGAAAACGCUAGUAAAUACCACCGAUGAUGAUGACUUCACAAUCAUUACUUCAUAUGAUGAUGCUACAGCUGUUAAAGAAUCAAAUUCCAAGACAAUUGCAACUGUUCUGCAAUUCCGCCCAGCGGGUGCUGUGAUUUCUUUCUUCGGUGGUGUGCGUGGUUUUAUCCCAAACUCUGAAAUAUCAGAAGCUUUUGUUAGAAGACCUGAAGAACAUCUUAGAUUAGGACAAACAGUUAUUGUCAAAUUACUUGAGGUAUCCGGAGAAAGGUCAAGAAUUGUUGGUACAUGUAAAGUUUCUGCUGCCAAGUCUGCCGAACAAAAAGAUCUAAUAAAAUCUUUUGUUUUAGGUAGAACUAUCAUCGAUGUGGAAGUCAUUGAAAAGACGAAAGAAUCUGUAUUGGUUGAACUAAAGGAUUCAGAAUUAAGAGGUGUUAUUAAUGUCGGUCAUUUAUCAGACUCUAGAAUAGAACAAAACAGAGCUGAAUUAAAGAAAAUAAGAAUUGGUUCGAAAUUAAGAGGCUUGAUCAUCGAUAUUGAUUCCAAAACUCAAAUUUUUAACAUGAGUUUGAAGAAGUCACUAAUUAAAGAUGCUGAAAAGGAAAUUUUACCAAUAAAUUAUCAACAAAUUGUUUCAGUAGGUAAAUCAACUCCACUUCAUGGUUAUGUCAAGUCUGUUUCGAACAAAGGUGUUUUCGUCGCCUUUAAUGGUAAAUUUGUUGGUCUGGUUUUACCUAACUUUGCUGUUGAAAGCAGAAAAAUUGACAUUAACAGUAUUUAUUAUGUCAACCAAUCUGUUACCGCAUACUUAUUGAGAUUCGAUGAUGGCAAGGAAAGAUUUUUAUUGUCUUUAAGAGAUGAAAAACCAAAACAAAAGGAAAACACUAUAACCCCAGCUUCUCUAUUAAAUCCAGUCGAUUCAUCUGUUUCUAACUUUGCUGAUUGUACUCUUGGAAAAUUUAUCAAAGCCAAGAUUACUGCUGUUAAAAAGAAUCAAUUAAAUGUUAAUAUAGCUGAUAACUUGUUUGGUAGAAUCCACAUCGCUGAAGUUUAUGAUAAUCUAAAACAAAUUAAGGACGCUAAACAUCCAUUAUCCAACUUCAAAGUUGGUGAUAUUGUCAACGUCAAGGUUAUCGGUUUACAUGAUUUUGUUAACCAUAAAUUUGUUUCAAAAUUUUCAGAACUAAAGGCAAAGAGUAUUCUAGAACUAACAAUGAAACCUUCUGAAAUGAAAUCCAAUGAAGUUAAAUUGUUGAAAGCAAGUGACUUGGAAGUUGGUCAAGAUAUUGUUGGUUUUGUUAAUAAUGUCAAAGAUAGCACAAUCUGGUUAUCAAUAACGCCUUCUUUACAUGCCAGACUUUCUUCUUUUAACUUAACAGAAAAUUCCAAUGAUUCUAAUGGCGAAUCCUUAAUAGGUUCUGCUCUAAAGGUUCAAAUUAAAUCUAUUGACUCUAAAAAUAACAGCUUAAUUGUUAAAACAGAAUCUGAUUCAGUUGUUGAUAUCAAUGUCGGUUCCACAGUUGAUGCUAAAAUUGUUAAGGUUACCGACAAGCUUGUUUUAUUACAGUUGCGCAAUGGUUCGAAUGCUGUUUCAUAUAUCACUGACGCAUUAGAUGAUUAUUCUAAAACAUUACCAGAAGUUUAUGGCAAUAUGAUUAGUAAAAUAAUACCUGCUACCGUUUUAGCUUUCAAUGCUGAAAACAACAAAAUUAAGUUAUCUUUGCGUUCAAAGGGUGCUUAUUCAUUACCAACUGUUCACACAGAUCUAAAACCAAAUGACAUUGUUAAUGCUAUAGUAAAGAAUGUUACAGAAAAGGGUAUUUUUGUAGCCUUGAGUAGCAAUUUAGAUGCCUUUGUUCCAAUUUCGAAGCUUUCUGAUUCUUACUUGAAAGAAUGGAAGGCCUUCUUUAAACCAAUGCAACCUGUUGUCGGUAAAGUUGUCACUUGUGCUAAUAAUUCUAGAAUUUUAUUAACAUUGAAGGAAUCUGAAGUCAAUGGUGAAAUUCAAAUUCUAAAGAAUUAUAAUGAUAUUAAGGUUGGUGACAUAUUUAGCGGUGUUGUUAAGAAUGUAGCCGAUUUUGGUGUCUUCGUGAAAUUAGAUAAUACACUAAACGUUUCUGGUUUAGCUCACUCUUCGGAAGUUGCUGAAUCAGUUCCAGAAGAUCUACAAUCUCUAUUUGGUCCCGGUGAUAAAGUUAAAGCAUAUGUUUUAAAGGUAAACCCAGAAAAGAAACAAUUAUCAUUAAGUUUAAAAGCUUCCCACUUCUCAAAAACCAAUUCUGGUAAAUCUGCUAAUGACUCUUCAGAUGAGGAUGGAGAUGUUAUUAUGGAAGAUGCUGAAUAUAACAAUGUUUCGGAUGCUGGAUCCGAUGUCGAAGACACCACAACCGUUAUUACUAAGCAAGCUGUUAUGUCCACAGACGGAUUAAGUUUAAGUGCUGGAUUUGACUGGACUGCUAAGAUUUUAGAUCAAGCUCAAUCCGAUGAUGAAUCUGAAGAAGAUGAAGAUUUCACUGAAACCAAAAAGAAUAGACACAGAAAGAAGAGAGCUCAUGUUGUUGAAGACAAGACUAUUGACAUCAAUACAAGAGCUCCUGAAUCUGUUGGUGAUUUCGAACGUUUGAUUAUGGGUAAUCCAAACUCAUCAGUAGUAUGGAUGAACUACAUGGCUUUCCAAUUGCAAUUAAGUGAGAUUGAUAAAGCCAGAGAAAUUUCUGAAAGAGCUUUGAAGACAAUAAACUUCAGAGAAGAAGCUGAAAAACUAAAUAUAUGGAUUGCUAAGUUAAAUUUGGAAAAUACAUUCGGUUCCGAAGAAACUCUAGAGGAUGUAUUCAAGAAAGCUUGUCAAUAUAUGGAUUCAUUCACCAUCCACUCCAAGUUAUUAAGUAUUUUACAAAUGUCUGGACAAACCAACAAGACAGCCGAAUUAUUCAAAACUACCGCUAAAAAGUUUGGUUCUGAAAAGGUUUCUAUUUGGGUAUCUUGGGGUGACUGGUUAAUUUCUCAAAAGCAAUCAAAUGAAGCACGUAACAUUCUAUCUUCUGCAUUGAAGGCUCUACCAAAACGUCACCACAUUGAAGUUGUAAGAAAAUUCGCUCAACUAGAAUAUGCUAAGGGAGACCCAGAAAGAGGUCGUUCAUUAUUUGAAGGUUUGAUUGCUGAUGCAGGUAAGAGAAUCGAUAUCUGGAACGUUUACAUUGAUCAAGAAAUCAAAGUCGAUGACAAAAAGAAGGUCGAAGAUUUAUUUGAGCGUGUGAUACAAAAGAAAAUCACCAGAAAACAAGCUAAAUUCUUCUUCAACAAAUGGUUACAAUAUGAAGAAGGUAAAGAGGAUGAGAAAGCAAUUGGGUAUGUCAAAGCGAAAGCAACUGAAUUUGCUGAAAGUCAUCCAAAAGCUGCUGCAGAAGAACAAUAG